AUGGCAGCCGACAUAAGCCAUAUGCCCCCUUCAUACGAGGACCCCGAGAAGUCCAUUCCGUACGAGAGUCUCGGCGUCAAAACGGCGUACAAUUUUCACGGUCAAGAUGUCGAGCUCGAAAAUGGGCAUCUCGCGGAGCUGGAGGUCGACAUGGACCGAGUCCUAGAGAAAGCAGAGACCGAGGGCGAUUACGAUGCCGAUACCUCUCCAUUUCCCCAGGUUCGAGCGGUGGUGCCGGAGACGGAUGACACAGCCAUCCCCGUCAACACCUUUCGCGCCUGGUUUCUAGGUAUCGUCUUCGUGUUCCUCGGUGCAGGUGUGAAUCAGUUCUUCUCGCUGCGCUACCCCGGUGUCCAUAUUGUCUCCCUCGUCGCCGAGCUACUGGCAUUCCCAUGUGGUGUUGCGCUCGCCAAGAUCCUCCCCAUCAGUCGAUUCAACCCGGACCGCCAUUUCAACAUCAAAGAACACGCUCUGGUUACCAUCAUGUCGAAUGUGUCUUUCGGCUUCGGUUCAGCCGAUGCGACGAACCUGAUCCAAGCCGCCAGACUCUACGGUUUCCGUAUCCCUGCCGGCUUCUCCGUGUUGGUUGUACUCUGUUGCCAGCUGAGUGGAUAUGCCGUCGCCGGUCUCGCCAUGCCUUGGCUGGUCAAGCCCGCGAGCAUGAUCUGGCCGGGAGUCUUGAGCAACGUCGCUCUGCUCAGUUCAUUGCAUUCCAGGGCCAAUGCCAUUGCAAACGGAUGGAAGAUUACUCGUAUCAACUUCUUCAUGGUUGUUGGCGGAUGCGCCUUUGUUUGGUACUGGUUCCCCGGCCUCAUCUGGACUGGUCUCAGCUACUUCACAUGGAUCUGCUGGAUCGCCCCGAACAAUCGGGUAGUCAACAAUGUGUUCGGCAUGGUCACGGGCAUGGGUCUCUUCCCGCUGACGUUCGACUGGUCCAUGAUUGCAUACAACACGAACCCGCUGUUGAGCCCUCACUGGGCGGCUGCAAACGUCUUCUUCGGGUUCGCCAUCUUCUUCUGGGUCGUGACGCCGGUGAUCUACUACACCAACACUUGGUUCACCUCGUACAUGCCGUUCUGCACGGCGGAUGUGUAUGAUCGUUUCGGCCAGCUGUACAACGUCACCGAGGUUCUGACGAACAACGAGUUUGAUCAGCAGAAGUACGCAGGCUACUCACCCCCGUACCUGCCAGCUACGUUUGCUUUCGUCUACGGGCUGUCUUUUGCUUCAAUCACUAGCGUCUUAUCUCAUGUUUACUUCUUCCACUGGGACGAGAUCAAGCGUGCGAUGAAGGGCACCCUCAAGCUCGACAUCCAUGCGCGUUUGAUGCAGUCCUACAAGACCGUCAAGUGGUGGUGGUGGGCCGCCAUCCUCCUCGCCGUCUUCGGAAUGAGCAUCGGCACUGCUGUCGGCUACGAUACCGGCCUCCCCUGGUGGGGAAUCAUCCUCGGGUUCCUCAUCCCGGCUGUUUACAUGGUUCCCUGCGGAAUGAUCCAGGGUGUGACGAACGUGGACGCCAACCAGCUCAACGUGCUUUCCGAGUUUAUUGGCGGAUAUUUGUUCCAGGGCAAGCCGAUCGCCAACAUCCUCUUCAAGAUCCUGAGCACCGACGUCGUCGGCCAAGGACUGUACUUCGCAGCGGACAUGAAGCUGGGCCACUACCUCAAGAUCCCGCCCAAGACCCUCUUCUUCGCCCAAGGACUGGCCACCAUUCUGGGUGCCCUGACCCAGACCGGAGUCACCCUGUGGAUGCUGGGCAACGUCGAAGGCAUCUGCACGGAAGACCAGCCCAACGGCUUCUCCUGCCCCAACGGCCGCACCGUCUUCUCGAGCUCCGUGAUCUGGGGACUCGUCGGGCCGGCCCGCCUGUACUCCGUCGGAGCCAUCUACUCGGGCCUGCUCCAUUUCUUCUGGAUCGGGCUCAUCCUGCCGCCCAUCACGUACUUCGUCUGGAAGAGGACGCGCUCCGAGUUCGUCCGCAAGAUCAACUGGCCGCUCAUCUUCGUCGGGACGUACAACGUGCCCCCCGCGACCGGCAUCAACUACUCUUCGUGGUACAUUGUCAACCUGAUCUUCAACAAGAUCAUCUUCCGGAGAUUCUACGCUUGGUGGACCAAGUACAACUACGUGCUCGCCGCCGCGUUGGACACGGGCCUGGCUAUCAGUGGCAUCGUCAUUUUCUUCGCAAUUACCUAUGGCCCGAAUGUACAGUUUCCUGACUGGUGGGGAAACACCGUCUGGCAAAAUACGGCUGAUGGGCUGGGAAUCCCUUGGAAAGAUAUGCCUGACGUGGGAUACUUUGGUCCUGCCAACGGGACAUGGUCUUGA
Molecule: messenger RNA, 2328 nt
Organism: Colletotrichum karsti
Lineage: Eukaryota; Fungi; Ascomycota; Sordariomycetes; Glomerellales; Glomerellaceae
Product: small oligopeptide opt family
Exons: 4
Coding region: 1-2328 (775 amino acids)
Biological process (GO): transmembrane transport
Molecular function (GO): oligopeptide transmembrane transporter activity
Source: RefSeq, a predicted model, not a curated record